This is a messenger RNA of Sparassis crispa, 3168 nucleotides long. Its product is annotated as Vacuolar protein-sorting protein. Gene Ontology annotation, cellular component: endosome. NCBI's taxonomy places the organism in Eukaryota, Fungi, Basidiomycota, Agaricomycetes, Polyporales, Sparassidaceae. Bases 1 to 3168 code for a protein of 1055 amino acids. Gene Ontology annotation, biological process: protein transport to vacuole involved in ubiquitin-dependent protein catabolic process via the multivesicular body sorting pathway. The transcript has 5 exons. The record is from RefSeq and is a predicted model, not a curated record. Gene Ontology annotation, molecular function: protein binding.
AUGGCCCACCAUUCACCGAUGAUAUCUAUUCCCAAGAAGACUACAGAUGAGGUAGAUUGGACAGGUCCCAUCCGCAACGCCAUCUCGCACUCGUACGGCGAGGAUCCAGAUAGCUACGCAACGGAAUGUUCAAACCUACAGCGGUGCAGGCAGGAUGCUGUGAAGGGCGCAGGGAGCGACAUUACAGGCCGGGAUCUUUUAUACAAGUACUUCGGCCAGCUUGAGCUGCUGGAGCUGCGGUUCGCAGAGAUACGGGUGAACUUUCCUUGGCGGGACGCUUUUACGAACAAGCUGAUCACGCAGACGUCGAUUGCGUACGAGAAAGCCUCCAUCAUCUUCCAGAUCGCGGCGACGCACUCGGCCAUCGCAGCGUCGCAAAACAGAUCGGACCCAGAGGGUCUGAAGCGGGCAUUCUACUACUUCCGCGCGUGUGCGGGCAUGCUCACGUACAUCAACGACAACUUCCUGCAUGCGCCAUCCACGGACCUGAGCCGGGAGGUGAUCAAGUUCCUGGUAGGUAUCAUACUCGCGCAGGCGACAGAGGUGUUCUUCGAGAAGUGCACGGACGAGAAGAAGGGGAACGCGCUCGUAGCUAAGAUUGCUGCGCAGACAGCAUUCAUGUACACUUCUCUUAACGAGGAGGUGAAGGAGUUCAUGGGCAAGGGCAUAUUUGACCGCAAUUGGGUCACUGUGAUUCAGACCAAGGCCAAAUACUUCACAUCCGUAUCGCAGUACUACCGAGCACUCGCAGACAAUAGCGCAGGAAAACAUGGUGACGCCCUUGUACGGUUUACCGUGGCCGAAUCCGCUGCGAAAGAAGCGAAUCGCUCCGCGUCGUCCUUCGCGUCCGUGUUCGUGAUGCAAAUGUCGCCGAACCUACCGCCAGACGCGGGGCCGACGCUCUCGGACUUGACGAAGGCGCAUCUGGCCCUGUGCACAGACAGAAAGAACGAGGCGCAGCGGGAGAACGACCUGAUCUAUAAUGCAGUUCUCCCCACGGCUGAAACGUUGGCGCAGAUUGACAAGGCGGCGGUAGCGACGCCGAUUACGAUCCAAGAGGUGUACGCGGCGCCGGACGUGCAGAAGGUGAUCGGUGCGGACAUGUUCGUACGCCUCAUCCCGCUCAGUGUGCACGAAAGCGCAAGCGUGUACUCGGAAGAGAAAGCGAAGCUCGUCCGCGGGGAGGUCGAGAAGGCGGACGAGGCCGAGGCCGAGGUUCGCAGCGUGCUCGACUCGAUGGGUGUCAAGCAGGGGCUCGGGCGCUUCAAGGCAAUGGCGGAGGGUGGCGUGGGCGGGGAAGAGGAGGUGCCCGUCGAGGUGCGCCGAUGGAUAGACGAUAUUGGCGUUAUGGAGAAGAGGGAGGGUGUGGAGAGCAUCAUGACGGAACUCAAUCGACUCAAGGACAGCGUGAGGAAAGAGCUCGAUACCAUCAGCAGGGACUUGGAGAUAGAAAGCAGGGAUUGCGAGGCUAUGCGGGUCAAGUACGACCACUUGUGGACCCAGGGCCCCUCGGCGUCCCUCACGAAGGCUCUUCGACAAGAUCUGAAGUCGCACUUCAGUGCCCUGGACGCCGCGGCGCAAUCAGAUCAGCAAGUCGCAGCUCUAUGGGAUUCAGUGACAGGAGAGAUACGUUUGUUGUUGUCUCCGCAAGUCGAGGACGUGUUCAGGGCGAGCACGGCCCAAUCUGAAGCCGGAUCGGAGAAUCUGCUGGACUUGGACGUCGCUAGUGAGACGAAGGAUGACGAGGAGCGCGCUAAGGUCGCGCAGUUCGUGGACGAGAUUGAAGAACGGUUGGGCAGGCUGAACAAAAUUGGUCAUGAGCGGAAAGAGGUCCUGAAGGAUCUCAAGGAUAAAGUGCAAUCCGAUGAUGUUUCGCAUCUGCUCCUCCUGAAUAGGCGCAAUACUGGUGUGGAAACUAGUCUAUUCGCAGGAGAGCUGGAGAAGUUCCGACCCUACCAACAGCGACUCGCAGCCACUGUACAUCACGAACAGGUCACACUGCAAGAGCUCUCGGCCUUAUGGCGAGGCUUGAAAGAUCUCGCCGGUCGUGGUCCCGGUGCCAGGAAGUGGGAGGAGAGAGAGAGGCGAAAGAACGACACUGUCAGACGCUUUUCCCGCGCAAGAGACGGCUACAUGGAAGUGCGAGACGGUCUGACAAAGGGCCUGCAAUUUUACAAUGAGCUGACCGAGUUAACAACAGUGCUGAAGCGAAACGUGCAGGACUUUGUGUCCAGCCGAAAAGUCGAGCGCGAGACACUUGCCUCACAGGCAGAAACGCAGCGCAGACUCUCCGUUUCACCACCGUCUUCAUCAGUACCGCCACCCUUGGCGGAGAAGCCCCGCGUCCCUCCGCCUCCGGCCCGACCUUCUCUUGCAUCUACUCUUGAAUCGUCCUUUGCAUCUAUGAAUCUACGUGGCAGAAACGGGCCGACGUCGCCACCGGUUCCUCCCCCUGCCGCGACCCAGUGGUCGUCGCCGGCCCCUCAAACAUAUCCUUCCCCUCCGAAUGCCCAGUUACCAAGGGCGCCAUAUCCUACUCCACCGAACUCCCAGCCAGCAAGAGCAUAUCCUAACCCAUCUCCCUCACAAGGGAUAGGACCGUCGUAUGCUCCUCCGCGGCCGAGUAUCCCGCCUUCUCAGCCGCCUUAUCAACAGCCAAUACCUCCUGACCCUUAUGCUGCUUUGGGCAUGUUUGGCAGCAACACUGGCGGCUCUUUUUCUUCUGCUUCCAAUACUGCUCCCAGCUCCGCUCCGCAACCACGUCCACAACAAUCGCCUCAGCAAUAUUCCUACGGGCAGCAACAGCCAACCCAAUAUCUCCCUCCCCAACAGCAGCCCCAGCGGCAGUCGUCGCCAUUUCCUCGGCCGCCCCAACAGCAGCCUCUGUACGGGCAGCCUCAACGUCAGUCUACAUACCCCCCACCUGCGCCAUCGCAGCCUCCGUAUUCGGGUGCAUAUCAGUCUCCGCCUCCAGCAGCAGGGUCUCCGUUCCCACCGCCACCGCCGCCCAUCUCCUACCAGUCGCAGUACGACGUCUCAGCGGCGCCCGCGCCUGCGCAACAGAACGCUUACCAAUACCAGGGCUUCCCGCCUCCGCCGUCUUCGCAGCAGCAGCAGCAACAGCAGCAGUCGCCGUACGGGCAGUACUCGCAGGGGUAUUCACGAUAG